Salarias fasciatus (jewelled blenny) is the source of this 655-nucleotide messenger RNA. Its product is annotated as zinc transporter ZIP11-like. Bases 1 to 423 code for a protein of 140 amino acids. The record is from RefSeq and is a predicted model, not a curated record. Gene Ontology annotation, cellular component: membrane. Gene Ontology annotation, biological process: zinc ion transmembrane transport. NCBI's taxonomy places the organism in Eukaryota, Metazoa, Chordata, Actinopteri, Blenniiformes, Blenniidae. Gene Ontology annotation, molecular function: zinc ion transmembrane transporter activity. The transcript is spliced from 4 exons.
AUGAAGCUGUUGAGGUCAGAGCUGAGAUAUUCAAAAUCUGAGUUCCAGCAACAGAUUCUGGAGAUGGAUGACGGCAUUUAUCAGAGAAAUUUGGCCAUCGGCAUUGGAAUCCAGAACUUCCCAGAAGGCUUGGCGGUUAGCCUGCCGCUCCGGGGUUCGGGAGUAUCGACAUGGACAGCUUUCUGGUACGGGCAGCUGAGCGGCAUGGUUGAACCUGCUGCCGGGCUGCUGGGCGCCCUCGCUGUCGUGUUGACAGAACCUCUGCUGCCCUACGCUUUGGCGUUCGCUGCCGGGGCGAUGGUCUACGUGGUGGUGGACGACAUUAUUCCAGAAGCUCAAGUCAGUGGAAACGGGAAGCUGGCCUCCUGGACCUCCAUCCUGGGCUUCGUGGUGAUGAUGUCUCUGGACGUAGGGCUCGGCUGACUCCACCGUGACAUUCGUCCAACCCUCGGUGGCCGUGAUCACAUCACAAUGAUGCUGACCUCCGUUUUUUAUAAAAGGACCAAAUGAAGUUUUUCACUUCAGUCAGAAUCGUUGCCACUUGAAGCUGACGGCCGGAAAUGUAGAAGUGUUUUUUAAAACAAGUUGAAAAUGCAGUCGUCCUUGAACAUCUCUCUUUAUUACAAUUAAUAUGUGCAGUGGAAGAGCAGUGGAC